Molecule: messenger RNA, 6745 nt
Organism: Sphaerodactylus townsendi
Lineage: Eukaryota; Metazoa; Chordata; Lepidosauria; Squamata; Sphaerodactylidae
Gene: RBM33
Product: RNA binding motif protein 33
Exons: 19
Coding region: 149-3739 (1196 amino acids)
Molecular function (GO): RNA binding
Source: RefSeq, a predicted model, not a curated record
CGUCCCCUCCCCUCGCUUCUUCCCUCAGCCGCCGGCCGCCAUGUUGUGCUAGUUUUGUUCUCGGCGGUGGCGCCGACCGAUAACCCUCCUCCGCGGUCGCUCCGAGCAGGAGGGUUGUUCGCCGCGGGCCCUCGCCAGGCCGGGCGCCAUGGCAGCCGCUUUGGGAGGAGGCGGAGGAGGCGCAGAUGAUGAUUUUGAUCAGUUUGAUAAGCCUGGUGCAGAAAGAUCUUGGAGGAGGAGAGCUGGAGAUGAUGACUGGGACAGUGAACUAGAUGAUGAUUUACUGGGAGAAGAUUUACUGACUGGCAAAAAGACUCAGUCAGAUAUGUCUGACGAAGAACUGAAUGAUGAUCUCCUGCAGAGUGACAAUGAAGAGGAUCAGCGUUUCAGUACUCAGGAUGUGGCUGUUGGUCUUAAUUCGGCAUCUGGCAUGGUUACAUCCUUCGAGCUCUCGGAGGAAGCUAAUGAUCCAUCCAUUGAGCAAGAUUUGGAAUAUGAACAAGGGGAGGAGGAAUUGGUUUAUGACAAAUCGGAUGUGCCUGAAGAAUAUGCUGAAGAAUAUACAGAAGAAGAGACGUAUGAAGGCCCAGAGGCAGAACUAACAGAAGACCACAUAGAAUAUGGUGAAGAUCAGGGAGAAGAAGAGAUUUAUAAUGAUGAAGUGCUAGAUCUUGAAAUCAAUGAGCCGCUAGAUGAAUUUCCAGAUGAAGAUUACAUGCAGUCCUAUGGUGAGCAGCAGGGAAUGGAAGAGCAAGAAUAUGUAGCUGAAGAAGAACUGGAAGAAGUUGCUGACAGCCAGACACCUCCAAAUGAAUCGGAAGAGGCAGUUAUAGAAAAUCUGGAGCUUCAAGAGGAACCCAAAGAAGAGUCUGAUGAAGAAGAUGAUGACGAUGAAGAAUCUGGUCGAUUACGCUUCAAAACUGAACGGAAGGAAGGAACCAUCAUUAGGCUAUCAGAUGUCACCAGAGAACGAAGAAACAUUCCAGAAACCUUGGAACUUUCUGCAGAAGCCAAAGCGGCAUUACUUGAAUUCGAAGAGAGGGAACGGCAGCUGAAGCAGGGGCGCUACGGCUCGAGAAGAGGAGGAAGGCGAGGAGGGCCUUUCAUGUAUCAUGGCAUGGGAGAACAAAGAAGAGACAAUGAUCGGGGCCGGCUGAAGGAUCAUCGGCCUGCGCUGCUGGCAACCCAGCCAACUGUUACGUCUCAUUCACAAAGGAUGUUCCCUCAUCAGCAACCCAUUAGGAAUCUGUUCCAGCAACAGCAGCAGCAGCCGCCACAGAUGCAGGGUCUGCUGCCUCUCCCCCCCCAGCAUCAUACGGCACCGCCUCCCCCUCAAGGCAUGCAUAUGCCCCCACAGUUAGAAACAUCAAGAAUACUGAUGACUCCUCCUCCUCCAGUGACCUCUCAGCAGCCAAAGAACAUACACAUUAACCCACACUUCAAAGGAACUGUAGUAACUCCCGUGCAAGUGCCCCUGCUGCCAGUCCCAACCCAGCCGAGACCUGCUGUCGGACCCCAGAGAUUUCCCGGGCCUCCUGAUUUUCAGCAGAACCCUCCUGGACCUGUCCCUACCAACUUCAGUCAAGCCCCCAGACUCUCCCUUCAGGAUCCGUGGCGAGGACCACCACCGCCUCCCCCACCGAUUCCACCCCCACCUCCACAGGACAGAGAGCCCUUCUUUAUGGGAGAGCCAAGGUUUCCCAGCCAUCACUUAUUUGAGCAACGGAGUCCACCACCGCCACCACCACCGCCUCCUCUUCUCAACAGCAGCCACCCUGUUCCUGGUCAGAAUCCGCUCCCUUUCAGUCAACCUGGACCAGGCUUCAGUCAGCAAGGGCAGCAACCCGUCUUUCCCAGAGAGAGGUUGGUCAGGCCAAACAUGCAGCCUCAAGGCCACGUGGGAGUUCUUCACUUCAACCAGCCAGGUGCAGGGAAUGCAGGGAGACCAUUCCUUCCUCCCAGGCAGCCGUUCCUGCAGGCCCCAGGGCAGCCCUUUUUGGCAGUUCACACCCAGCCCAACAUUCAGGGUCCCUUGCACCCUCCUCUGCAGCCGCAGCAUCAGCAACAUCCGCAGCCUCAGCCGCCUCCGCAACAUCCUCAGCCGCAUCACCCGCACCAGCAGCAGCACCAUCUUCUGGCUGUGCCUCCCCAGCCUCUGAUUCCUGUCGCCCCCUCCCAGUUCAGACCUCAUAUGCAGACUUUGCAGCAGCAAAGCAGCAGUCGGAUGCCGUGUCAGCAAAGGCCGGGUCUGAUAAAGGCCAGACAUAAUGCCCCAAUGCAGAAUGUUGUAAAGCGUCCAAAUCAGCAACUCCAGUCAGGUGCUCCAAGGAACAGCAACUUGCGCGAAUUGCCGAUAGCGCCGCUGCACGCAAUAGAGGCUGCCAACCGCCGAACCUCAGCACCUGCUGCUCAAGUGAAACCCCUUACCAGCACCUCUCCUGUUCCCAGGCCUGCUGCAGGGAUCAAGAACCAGCAGCAGGGAAGAUCCGAGAUGAAACCUCGAGCUCCUGCCCCAGUGGCUCAGCCUAAAGCGGAGGACAAACCUGAGCCAGAGUUUCCCGACGAAGAUGAAGAAACCAGGCUCUACCGCUUGAAGAUAGAAGAGCAGAAACAGCUGAGAGAAGAGAUCCUAAGACAGAAAGAGUUCAGGCGGCAGCUUCAGGCUGGAGCUCGAAAGAGAGAAUUGUUGGAAAGGCUGGCUCAGCAGCAACAGCAGCAGCAACAGUCUUCUUCUACGCAUCAGGAGGAGGAGGAAGCGUCGCAGUUGCCCACCAACGGAAACCCUUUGCUUCCCCUUCCCAUUGCACAGCCCCGCCAAAAUGUGAAACACAGGCUGAUGGUUAAAAAGCCGGACCCAGUAGUUCCAAAUCCCUCUGCCGUUCAGCCUAAGCCCACAAACAUUCUUCAGGCUGGGGAUAGCAUGCAAUUUCAAGGACAGCAAAUAAAAACUGUAAAGCAGCUAAGACAGACUAGGACAGUGCCAGAAAAUGAGCUGCAGCUACCACAUAAAGGGUUGACCACAAAAGCGACGGCGGCGCAUUUGAACCCAUCUCAGAUUGCCCGGGUGGCAACGGUACAAGGCCAGCCUCAGGACCUGAAGCCUGGGGUGAAAAGAACUGUCAUGCAGCGGGCAAACAGUGGUAGUGGAGAUGGGCCCCAUGUCGGCACCAAAGUCAGGGUGAUUAAAUUGUCAGGAGGGGGUGGUGAGAACGUUGGCCUUUCUCACCCAGAGGGGGCUCCCUACCGGCUCCAGCAGCCACUAGAGCAGAGGCAUCAGCCGGUGCGAAAAGUCACAUUGACGAAGGGAACAAUCCAACAACCGCAUCAGCCCCAUCCGCACCAGCUGGCACAGAUUCACUCAGCAGUUCCCCAGGGGCUGAAAAACAUCCAGAGGAUUCAUCAAGCUAAAAAGGUCAUUAUGCACGGGAGAGGCAGAGGCAUUGCGGGCCUGAUGGGCCGAGGCCGCUUGAUGCCGAAUAAACAGAACCUGCGAGUGGUCGAGUGCAAACCUCAGCCCUGCGUGGUGUCAGUUGAAGGCCUGUCUUCGUCAACCACAGAUGUCCAACUGAAAAACCUGCUGAUGUCGGUAGGACCCGUUCAGAGUUUACAGAUGCUUCCUGAACAGCGAAAGGCCAUUGCAAAAUUUAAAGAACCUGCUGACGCUUUAAAAUUUCAACAGAAGUUUCACAGGCACAUGAUAGAUUUGUCCCACAUCAACGUGGCACUGAUAGUGGAGUGACCUGAAGUGGAAUGGAGGUGACUGGUCCGUUCGCUACGGGUGGCCUGCUCUAGAGGAAGCCCUUAGGGCAGGAUCUCCCCCAGCAGUCUGAUUCCAGCUUUGCAGAAUCCUAUUUAACCUUCAGACUACUUUGUGACACUGCGGACCGUAAAGGAAGCCAAAAGUACAAGGCUCAACAAAUGGGGUUUUAAUCUUGGCUUCAUUUUGUACUAUUGUAAACCUGUGGAAACUAUGGGGGCCUGUGCCCGGGAGCACCACACAGCGCGCGUAGAGCUCAAGAGACGUCCUGUGUGAUCAGUGACUCGCACUGAAAGAACACUAACUCUGCAAACGUUUUUUAAAAAAUAUGUUUAUUCAUAGCAAAGAAUAUUUGAUAAUGGUUGCUCUUAUCUUCAGUAAGGGGUAUUGAAAUGAGAAUGCACCUACACCUAUCUUUAAUAGCUAAGCAGGUAUAUCAUAUAUAGAAUAAGGUAUGGGGUACAUAAAUGGUUGGUAGUUGGCCAAGGGAUGUCGAAGCUAACACUUGGAAGUUCUUAUUCCUGCUUGGUUAAAUGCUACAUAUGCAGCCUCUGCAGCAUAGACUCCAUUAUAUUCUCUCAGCCUUCUUUCCUCUCUGGUGCUUUCUUACAGGAAUAACCCAGCCAAUUUCCUCUCUUUCCAUAACAAGUAACUUGUAUUUUGCUGUCCUGGAGGCUCUGAGACAUGCCUCUUUGCAUUCGUUUAUGUGUCUUACAUUACUUUGAAAGGGGCUUACGAAAUGCAUGGGGGGAGGAGAAAGCUCUUAAGCAUUCCCAUUUAUUAUAAUGCUAACCAAAGCCCACAAGCAAGAUCCGUUCCUAACAGCCUGUUGCAAAUUGUCCUACUGGUACCCACUUUGCUCCCAGCAAUUCAUUACUUUGAUUUCCAUCUUUUUUUUCUUUUUGAAAUGUACUCUUUACGUCUUUUAAUUUGCUGCGAAGCCUGCAUAAAUGGCAGAGGCUGUUGAACUGCAUUGUAGUGUUCCCCCUCUGAGGUGAAAUGAGGAAAAUGCUUGUUUCCUGGAGACAUGGAGCUGUUCCAGAAAUUAUGCACAGAUUAUGUACAGGAUGGCGAUAGCGGGGGAAAAAACCCCUUCUCACUGUCUCCUCCUGUUGUUCCCAAAGGGAAGGCAAUUUUUUGGUAUCUAGAACUGCUUUGCAUCCAGCUAAUGGGGGUCUUUCAUAGUUCAUUCUCUAAAUACUGCGUCAGUUGAAAUAGGCACCCAUCAGAAUUGUGGAUACUCAGAAAGACUGAGUAUAAGAUAAGAAUCAGUUAUUAGAAAGUGACUCUCUAAAAAUUUAACGGAAGGCUAAAACUUUUUAAAAAAAUGUCAGCCCGGGGAAAAAAGUAGUCAGCUGAAGAAUGUUGUGUGGGAGUCUCAGACUCCACAGAAUAUAACGUUUAAAUCCCCAGUUGAGUUGCCGUUAAGGCCAAGCUGUCAAUAUUGGACAAAGCCUUUUAGGUAAUAUUGCCUGCUUACAGGAAUAGCUUAGUCGUCAAUAAAAGUAUGAUUGUUUUAAAGAUAUUUUUUAACAUACAGCUUGUAAACAUGAUCUCAUGGAGUGCGCAGGCUUGAACAUGCCACGGAGGUGAGUUUUGUCCUUGAUCCGUUCACUUAUGCUUGUGGAGGCACCAGAAAUCCUGGGUUCUGAUGGAUCGUCCGUUUUCCUCUGCUCAGGAAUGUUUCCAGGAGUAAAAUGGAAAUUUUGAUCAGCAUACCAAUGCCACGCAUAAUUAAUGAGACUGUGCUAGCCUUCGAGGUAGCUUGGUUCUUUCGCGGACACUAAAUCUUUUGUUGCAUUUAGAUUCGGGUUGCAAAGUUUAAAUGUGUUGCUGUAUUGUUCAGCAACCCCUUUUCUGUAGUAAAUAGCUUGGGCAAACUCAUGAUGUCCCUACAGAGGAUUGGACAAAUGAGGCGAACCACAGGGAUUGCAAGCAGCUUUCAGGAUCUGGGCUUAGUAGUAGACAGGGGGACUGUGUUGGUUUAGCCGGGUUUUUAAAGCAGAAGAUACUCCAUGAUGGGGGAGGAAUGCAGUGGCACCUGAACAAUUAGUCCAGUCCAGUUCAGGACAUUACAAGGAAAUACUUGUGCUUUUUCAAUUAUUUAGGGUUUUGAAAUGCUGUGCGAAAAUAGCUGAGGCACUUCUGUAUAGGUAGUGUAGACAUCAUGGACUGACUCUAUAUGUCCGUGGUGGCAAAUCUAUGGCACUCCAGAUGUUCAAGGACUAAAAUUCUCAUCAGCCCCUGCCAGUAUGGCCAAUUGGCCAUGCUGGCAGGGGCUGAUGGGAAUUGUAGUCCAUGAACAUCUGGAGUGCCAUAGGUUCGCCAUCCCUGCUCUAUGUUAUGGAGAAUAUGGUGUGCUCAUAGAUAGGUAUUCACGUAGAUAGGUAUUUUGUAUGUUCACAACUUUCAACUGGGAUUUUUCGGUUUAGAUUAUGGGAAAGGAGAGUCCCCCGCAUGCUUGUGAUUCUUCCCCUCCGUAGCUGGCGGAAGGAAUCCCAUGCGCUGGGUGGCAGGCACCCAGCGGCUGAGUUUAAAUAAUCACUGAGAUAUUUGUAAUGGGAUACCUGGACUCGUGCUAACUUAGCUGUAAGAUUUGUUAGCCGGAUCAGGGUGUGGCUCUUCUCAGUAUGAGGUACCUUCUGUAAAAAAGACAAAGUAGGACCCCCCCAACCCCCCAUGCAACACGACACAAUUUUUGCAGAAGAUCUGUUGCAACCAUUAUCUUGUUCUUUCUGUAUCAUGCAUUUAAACGAAGAUGCAAAAUGCAAGAAUCGCAUUUUGUGUAUUAUGUAAAUAUUGGACUUUUGGACAGACUUUCAAUGAAGAUAUUCAAAGUGCUUCUGGUUCAAUCACAUCAAGAAUCUUGGAGAGGGAGGGGUCAAGUUGGUUGUGUUGUCUUAUCAAAGCUUAAUGGACACAGUUCCAUAAAUGUUAAAUUUUUUUGGUGUAAUUCAACUUUUUUAUAAAGAUGCUAGUAAGUCACUA